Messenger RNA from Phytophthora sojae, 595 nucleotides. RefSeq lists its product as hypothetical. The transcript has a single exon. Lineage: Eukaryota; Oomycota; Peronosporomycetes; Peronosporales; Peronosporaceae. The record is from RefSeq and is a predicted model, not a curated record. Gene Ontology annotation, molecular function: protein binding. The coding region runs from base 160 to 522 and encodes 120 amino acids.
CCAAGAUUACCUACACGGAUAAUCCAACCACGGGUUGAUACCGCAUACGUGUCGGGGGACACGAUGGUCAAAGCCGCAUUGAAAGGGCAUCUGGUGAAGUAGUUAUACGCCGAGUACGGCGGCGAACCCAACCUGAAUUUGUUCGUAAGAGAUAUUGACAUGUCGCUCACAACUAGUACUGCGAUGGACGCAGCUGCGGUCGAUGGGCAUCUCGACAUUGUGAAGUACUUGCACGAGUUGCAGAUGUCAAUCGAAGCGGGCACCAAAAAGCGAAAAAGAGGCACUAAAACCAAGAAAUCUGGACCAUUGUGCACGACGAAGGCAAUGGACGGCGCGGCCAGCAAUGGCCAUCUUCACGUGGUCCAGUGGCUUCAUCACAAUCGUGAAGAAGGGUGCACAACAGAUGCGAUGGAUGUUGCCGCUGCUAAGGGGCACCUACAAGUGGCGCAGUGGCUUCACGAACACCGGUCGGAGAUGUACAGUGGCUGCUAUGGACCGCGCAGCACGCAACGGGCACCUUGACGUGGUAAAAUGGCUACAUUCCAAUACUCAUGUUAGCAGCUCCAAGGCUGCAAUGGAUGGUGCAGCGGGCAAU